Molecule: messenger RNA, 653 nt
Organism: Dendronephthya gigantea
Lineage: Eukaryota; Metazoa; Cnidaria; Anthozoa; Malacalcyonacea; Nephtheidae
Product: neuronal pentraxin-2-like
Exons: 3
Coding region: 1-651 (216 amino acids)
Source: RefSeq, a predicted model, not a curated record
AUGGACUCAACAUUCAUUAAGGGGGCGAGGGGGAAAAUCGACACAGAAAUGCCUGUGAUUUCCAACCACACAUCGUGGCAUUUUUAUUGCCUGCAGUGGAGAAGCAGUGAUGGUUUAGUCCAGACUUAUCAAGAUGGAAAAAAACUGGGAACGAAUCACAAAGCGACAGGUUCCACAAUACCUUCCAAAGGCAUCGUGGUUCUCGGCCAGGAAUUGGAUUCUUAUGGCGGAGGUUUUCAGAGCGCACAGGCAUUUCAAGGAAGCCUCGCAGGGUUAAAUCUCUGGAGCCAAUUUUUGACAGCAAAUAUUAUACAAGGAAUUGCAUCCGGGGUCCUGAAUGUUAACGGAAAUCUUCUCCAAUGGAGAAAUUUCAGAAAUCAUACAUUUGGUAUCGUUACUGUACGACAUGGAUCCGAAGCAGAGAUUCCAGAAUAUCGAGUACAGAGUCUUCGAGAUCAGUGGUGUGCGAAAAACAUCACUGAAGUUUUCACUUAUGCAAGAUUUGUUAUCGGUGCGGACACAGAUGGCUACAGGUGGCGAUGUGUUGCACCUGCGGCCAUGUUGGAUGAAAAUAUGUGUUACAAUAUCACUAAGAGUUCAUCUUUGUACUAUCCCAUGGACACGAACGAAGACAUUUUCGGAAAUAAUUGAAA